UCUUCCAAAACUAUUUCGGUUUAUCGUAAAGCGUCUUUCGAAUGAAUAUUCAUGCUGUUAGCAGCGCUCUCAAAAAUGCAAAAUUAUUGAUUGACUGCGCAGUUAACUUACUAUCCUAAGCUAUAUUUUAAAUAUACCUUUUUAAAGUUUAAAUCAUAAAUAAAUAUUUCUGUGUUGCAUCCUUCUUGGUUGAAAUUAAAACUGCCAAAUUGGAAGUCCGCUCGAGUAAGAAGCGUCGGAGCAAUGGUGUAAUUGAUUAAUAGACUGGUGGGCGAGCCUCAUUCCAAUCUAACGGUCCUUCAGUCGGGCGUUCUCAGGUGCGGGUGGGGUGAUUAAGUCUCGUGUCAGGUGUGCAGCGUGACGUUUGAAGGCAGGUUGGAAGUGCGAGUGUUGUAACUUUCUUCUGGGCUCGCUUGGAGUGGCGAACGCAUACGUGGAUUGAUGCUCUCUCUGACGUAAUAAAGUAAAGCAUCCCCUGGUGCCAGCAGUCUGCCUACAGGAGCACUACCCCCUACCCAACCCCCCCUCUCCAAAUUACACACACCCCUCCGAGACCAACUUUGGCCUGCAUCAGCAUGACAAAACACUGGGGGUCCACCAUUUUUCUAGGGCAGCCGGUUUUCGCCUACCUGCCCUCGACCUCCCCUUGCUUCAGCCCAAUCCCCGCCAACCUUCACCGCGACUGCACCGAGCCGCUCCAGCCGGAGACCCCGAAGUCCACGCAGAAGGACUACCCGCGAGUCUCGUCUGUCACCAACUCUGCUCUGCGCAACAGUUUUGCCUCUAGCCCCUCGUUGCCGUGGAGCACCAUUAGUAGCCCAUGGCCGAUGGACCUACGCACAGAGAAGAAAGCGGUCACAGCCGGAUCACCCAUCGAGAGGUUAAAGCUGGAGCUGGAGCAGAAGUCGAUGGAGGAGAAACUGAACGACUUUGAGCCCGGCCCCCUGAACUUCGGGCCGCAGGGCCAGCUUGCUGACCAGGACGGGGAGAACAACUCCGAUCUUAAGAAAGGGAAGAAAAACUAUAAGCGUUACCCCAAGCCACCCUACUCCUACUUGGCCAUGAUCGCGAUGGUCAUCCAGAACUCGCCAGAGAAGAAGUUGACCUUGUCUCAGAUCUUCAAAGAGAUCAGCACGCUGUUCCCUUUCUUCAAAGGCAAAUACAAGGGCUGGAAGGAUUCGGUUCGUCACAACCUGUCUUGUUACGACUGCUUUGUUAAGGUUUUGAAGGAUCCAAACAGGCCACAAGGGAAAGGAAACUUCUGGGCUGUUGAUGUGACAAGAGUGCCACCAGAUCUUCUAAAGAGGCAGAAUACUGCAAUAUCACGGCAAGAGGAGGCCAUCUUUGUUGAGGACCUAUCCCCUUAUAUUCUGCAUGAACAGUCUUGCCUGGAGGAGCAGCGUGAGCUGCCUAUUGUGCCAGUUGCCAAUAACCGGAUUGAUGCCAAUGAAAUGUAUCGACCAAAGCUGGACUCCUCUUUUGCCAUUGACUCUCUUUUGCACACAUUCAAGCCUGCCACAAAUAGUUUGGACCAGCCUUCAAAGGCUUAUGGCAAUAAGUUGGAGGCAAGGCCCUUUGUUAAUGAACUGCCUCUCCCGGAUCCUUACGCGAGACAACCUUCAGCCCUCAGCUGUUCAACAGAAUCCCGGAGCACUUCUGGCAGUACAGUGAGUCCUGCUUCCUCUUCAUCCUCCGAGAAUGAUUCCAGCUGGCAGAGUGGUCGACUGGUUUCAAAGAGAUCCAGGGAGAUGAUGGGUGGGGAUGAUGGAUCAGAUUCUGAUGCCUGUGAUGACUGUGCCACCCCCAUGAAAUCCUCGAGGAGGUGCUCUGCUCCCUGGGAGCUUCCUACCUCCUAUGCAAAAUACGCCCCCCCAAAUGCGGUGGCACCUCCAAGUAUGCGCUUUUCAAACAACCCACUUCUGCAACUGGGAGGUCUACCAUUCUACAACAUCCGGCCUCCCCAGACUGCAUAUAUGGGCCCUGGAUACUGGUCCCUUUUGCCUCCGUCAACUGGACCUCUGCAAGCCUAUCGUCACCACCCACCCCAUCUCUUCAUGGACCUAGACAACCUCUUGCAGUCUGUGCCACCGAAUAAGAGUGUAUUUGACGUGCUGGUACCAGAACCUCCCGUUUCCCAAGUUGGCCAGUAUAAUGCUCCAGCUGCACAGCAUGCUGGGACACUUCCUAGGUAUAACCCAUUCUGAGCUACCAGUGGGGUUUGGGGGAGGGGAUGUGGGGGGCAGACUGGUGGUAUCAAAACAUUAGUUGCCAAGGUUGAGAAGAAUAGAUCUUUUUGUAUAUCGUCUUUGGUCUCUGCUGCUGUGCUUGCAGAGUGUCUUAAAAUCGGGAAGAUUAUGCUCUCAAUGAAUUUCUGAAGAGCAGCUUUUUUUUAAUAUUGGAUGUAUGUUUACAAAUUUGCCGAAUGGGGGGCUGCUCUGCACCCUGUGCAGGGGGUGCCUGCACUAGUUGCCCAUUUCUGUGUUGGCACUUUACCACUGGCCUCUGAAGGCCACUCCUGCAGAGCAGAUUAUUUUAAAGACUGGAUUUUAUAGUUGCCUGUGUUUAGGUUUUGUCUUGGCUUCUAUGUGUGUGUGUGUGUGUGUGUGUUUGUAUAGUGUUUGUUUUGUGGGGGGUUGUGCUUUUAUGCCAGGACUAGUGUAUCUUCUAUGGGGAGGAAAAAUAUAAAUGAGCUGGAUUUCCAAACUGUCUGCAUAGCUUUUGAUGCGAGAUGCUCUUAAGUGUGGUCUGCCAGCCACUCUGACUCCUCAAAUCUAAAGUUAUGCCAAAAAAAUGCAGGGCUUGCUAUCCUGGGUAGACCAGUAAUCAGCCUGGCCAAAUGGAGAAGCAAAUACUGUGGACUUUGGAAAGAUCAGAUUUUUCUCGAUUUUCCCCAACCUAACGUGAUGCUAAAUAAUGAGAUGAACUCUUGUCUCUAGUAAAUAGUAGCACCUGGGAGUGUGUGAGGAUUCAUUCUUGCUACUGGUACUGGCAACCUUUUCUUUUUAAAUUUUUGGUAACUGGUUGUUGUACAGUCUAGUGCAGCAGGAAAAUGUGUUUUACACCAAAACCUAAUAUAAACACUUGAGUGGCAAUGAGUGAGGGAUGUGAGAGGCUGCCAUAGCUCAGUGUGUGAGUGGUGCCAAGACAGACUGGUAAGAAUUUGGAGACUGGCAUGCAGUUUCUUUCCUUGUAUGAAGAUGCUCUAAAGCAGCUUAUUGCUGCCUUUGUACUCUAUGGUUUUAAGCAAAUUUUACUUUGGUAGGUGGAUGGUUAGGCUGCCCCAGAAAUUCUAGUGAUGGACUAGCCUGCCACCUCGCCCUCUUUUAGGCAUCCUAAGGCAAUCUGAGUAUCCAGGGCACCUCUAAACAUCCACCACAUUGCUGCAGCAGAGAGUUUUGUGCCACUGUGGUCAACCUGUCAAAAUACCACACCACUCUCUUUAUAAUUCAUUCAGUUUUUAGAAUUUAACCUGGGGAUUUAAUUUUAAAUCAUAAACUUGAUUUUUAUUUUUUUGCUUUGCCUCUCAUGGAGAGUGCAAUGUGUUUUUGGGUUUGCUUUUAAAGUUGUGUUUUUUUUAUGAAUCCUUCCUUAAGGAUUUUGCUUUGUCACCUUAUGGUUCCAAACCAGUCUGUGCAAUACCUGUAAAUAAAAUCCAUUGCUGCUGGAAGAGUUUAUAUUGUACUUGUGUGUGGUUUCUUUUUAUUUUU
Molecule: messenger RNA, 3707 nt
Organism: Erpetoichthys calabaricus (reedfish)
Lineage: Eukaryota; Metazoa; Chordata; Cladistia; Polypteriformes; Polypteridae
Gene: foxh1
Product: forkhead box H1
Exons: 4
Coding region: 576-2204 (542 amino acids)
Biological process (GO): regulation of DNA-templated transcription
Molecular function (GO): DNA-binding transcription factor activity; sequence-specific DNA binding
Source: RefSeq, a predicted model, not a curated record